AUGAAUUACACACUUUUACGAUUGUACAUCAUGGCAUUCUACAGCUUCUUAUACGCACCGCUAGUAAUGUCGGUUCCGAGAUUCGACUUGCUUGGCUUCUCUUUCGGCAGUUUUUAUACGUACACUUUUCUGGCCAGCAUGAUCGUCCGAGACAUCGACUGUUUCUCAAGCACAGUUGUCCUUGAUUACAUCAUUCUUCAGUACAUAGGCUGGCUGAUCCUCUGCUUGACGCAGUCAUACGCGAACAUGGUCUUCUGGUUCAACUGCUUCGAACGACGAGUAGAACGGAGACUCUCCUGGCUAAGCAUUUCCUCGAUUCACUCCGAAGUCCGAAAACAACAUGGGAUCACUGCCUGGUUUCUUGGAAAAGUAGAUAAUUGGACAGCAAAGGCAAAGGCCACUUUUGUCGGUCGAUUUCAAGACAGCUACGAUUACAAAUACGUCCAGAGCUUGUUCAGAAAGCCUUCUGAUGAAGAAUACGAGCCGAAAAAUUGCUGUUGUAAAUACUGGUGCUGCUGUUGUGCGGAAGAAAUCAUCUGCGGAUAUUUUGGAUUGGUGAUCAUGUUCUUUGCGAUCAAUCAGUCAAUCAUUCCGUUUUUGACGAAUAUCAGUCAGAGCUCAGAGAACAUGUAUGCAGUGGCUAGCUUUAUCGAACCACAAAGCAUUUUCAACGAAACAGCGAUGAAGAUGUACGUCGACUGCGCUGAUCAGUACAUCAAAGCGUUUACAUAUUCGUUCACGGCAUCAUCUGCUCUCGCCACGGCAUUUACCUGGUGGUCAACUUGGAGUUUCUUAAACAAUCACAAGAGACAGUUUCUUGCUCUCAGACAAGGAAAACUCAAAAUUCCAGAAGAUUGUACCCCACAACUGCAGCUGACAGGUUCUUUAAAGUUUCAAGCCUAUCAAGCUGCCAACUUGACCUGGGGAUAUGCAGUUCAACUCUUUGCUUUUUGGCUGAUAAUGUUGCUUGUUGCAUGGCUAGUUUGGAUUCCUGUGACUUUUCCGAUUGUUCCAAUAAGAGAAUUUUGGGUGUACAUUCUCUUCGUGUACAUUCAAAGUUUCUUUUGGAUCUUUGUUGUUCUCAUUUUGCAGUGGAUUCUGGCGAAAUACAUCGUUCUUCAAGACCCGGAAAUAGAUGCUUCUAUUGACAACAGAGUUUAUAAUAUUUCUUCUUAUCUUUUCUAUUUCAAUAACAUGUUCAUCGGAUGGAGUUCGUUGCUGCUACGACUUGGGCACGGAAUUCUUUUCGGACUUCUGGCUAUUCAACGUAUGGAUGUUCCAUCUCUUCCUUGCCAUACAGAAGCGUGGGAUGCAGCUUACCGGGCUUAUUUGGGCUAUUUAGCGAUGGAUAUGCUUCAUACAAAUGCUGUUUUGAAGUGUUUUCUGACCAUCAUUCAAUCAGCUAUCGAGGAAGUUUAUAAUUCAACAAUGGAAUACAUCAACAAUCUGGAAUCGACUGAAAUCCUCGACAACCAUACUGCCAUUGAAAUCGAUGCAUAUGAAAAAUACUUCCAAUGCUCAAACAGCAUAGACUCCGAAAACGGACGAAUCCCGGGCUAUUCUUACGCAGUGUUUCUCAAGUGGAUGAUGAUUCCUUGCGCAGUUAUUUACCUUCUCUUCCUUUUUUCUACCGUUCGAGUGCGUCUCUGGCCAAAUUUCCUCUGGGGCCGCCCUGGAAUGCCUGAAACUCUCGACACGCUGCACUCUGAAAAUACUAGAAUUCAUAGAAUCAUCAAAAUCGCUAUUUUCAUGGUGAUGGCUGACACAACCUGCAGAAUGUCCGUCGAUCCAAGGACAAUAUUCGUACCGAGUUUUCCUGGCUUCAAUCCUCAAGAAAUGAACUACACACUUUUACGAUUGUACAUCAUGGCUUUCUACAGCUUCUUAUACGCACCGCUAGUAAUGUCAGUGCCGAGAUUCGACUUGCUUGGUUUCUCCUUUGGAAGUUUCUAUACGUACACUUUUCUGGCCAACAUGAUCGUCCGAGAUAUCGACUGCUUCUCAAGCACAGUUGUUCUUGAAUACAUCAUUCUCCAGUACAUAGGCUGGCUGAUCCUCUGCUUGACGCAGUCAUACGCGAACAUGGUCUUCUGGUUCAACUGCUUCGAACGACGAGUAGAACGGAGGCUCUCCUGGCUAAGCAUUUCCUCGAUUCAUUCCGAAGUCCGAAAACAACAUGGGAUCACUGCCUGGUUUCUUGGAAAAGUAGAUAAUUGGACAGCAAAGGCCAAGGCCACUUUUGUCGGUCGAUUUCAAGACAGCUACGAUUACAAAUACGUCCAGAGCUUGUUCAGAAAGCCUUCUGAUGAAGAAUACAAGCCGAAAAAUUGCUGUUGUAAAUACUGGUGCUGCUGUUGUGCGAACUGGUGGCGGAAGAAGGUUUACGACGGACAAAGCUUCUUCAGAUUUCAUAAUCGAGUGAUUUCCUCAGUCAUCUGCGGCUAUUUCGGAUUGGUGAUCAUGUUCUUUGCGAUCAAUCAGUCAAUCAUUCCCUUUUUGACAAAUAUCAGUCAGAGCUCGGAGAACAUGUAUGCAGUGGCAGUAACUUUGGCUAGUUUUAUCGAACCACAAAGCAUUUUCAACGAAACAGCGAUGAAGAUGUACGUCGACUGUGCUGAUCAGUACAUCAAAGCUUUUACAUAUUCGUUCACGGCAUCAUCUGCUCUCGCCACGGCAUUUACCUGGUGGUCGACUUGGAGUUUCUUAAACAAUCACAAGCGACAGUUUCUUGCUCUCAGGCAAGGAAAACUAAAAAUUCCAGAAGAUUGUACCCCACAACUGCAGCUCACAGGUUCUUUAAAGUUUCAGGCUUAUCAAGCCGCCUACUUGACUUGGGGAUAUGCAGUUCAACUCUUUGCCUUCUGGCUGAUUAUGUUGCUCGUUGCAUGGCUAGUCUGGAUUCCUGUCACUUUCCCGAUUGUUCCAAUUAGAGACUUUUGGAUCUACAUUCUCUUUGAGUACAUUCCAAGUUUCUUUUGGAUCUUUGUUGUUCUCAUUUUGCAAUGGGUUCUGGCCAAAUACAUCGUUCUUCAAGACCCGGAAGUGGACGCUUCUAUUGAUAACAGAAGAGUUUAUAAUAUUUCUUCUUAUCUUUUCUAUUUCAAUAACAUGUUCAUCGGAUGGAGCUCGUUACUGCUUCGCCUUGGAUAUGGAAUUCUCUUCGGUCUUUUGGCUAUUCAACGAAUGGAUGUUCCAUCUCUUCCUAGUCAUACAGAAGCAUGGGAUGCAGCUUACCGGGCUUAUUUGGGCUAUUUAGCGAUGGAUAUGCUUCAUACAAAUGCUGUUUUGAAAUGUUUUCUGACCAUUAUUCAAUCAGAAUCAAAAAAGACGAAAGAUCCAGCAAGUCGAAAAGCCAAAAUCCGAUGGCAUUUGGCUUACUCUUUGAUUUGCAAUGAAGAGUUGAGGUUGACAAGAGCUCAUGCAAAACGGUUACUUCUGAAACGACUUUUGCUUGAUCAGAAAAUUUUGGAAGAGGAAGCAAAAGCCGAGAAUUCGAGACUCAACAAGCUUGUUAGGAAAGUAAGAGGGGAUUCAAAGGUCAUUCCAGUGUCAGAAAAAGUCGUCGAUGGAAUCAAGGAUGAAGUAUCUUCCGUUAUCUCCAGGAGCUCUUCAAAAUACACGCCACGAGAAUUUCUUACGCCUGUUAAUAUCCCGUCCCAAAGCUCAUUAGCACUUCCAAAUGAUGAUUUCACAAACCUCCGAAUCCGAGUAUCUCAGAGCGAAUCGAUCCGUCAAGUUUCCACUAAAGAAAGCGAACUAUAA
Molecule: messenger RNA, 3762 nt
Organism: Oikopleura dioica
Lineage: Eukaryota; Metazoa; Chordata; Appendicularia; Copelata; Oikopleuridae
Source: the annotation of a GenBank genome assembly